AUGACUUCGUCCCACGGAUUCUCUGCGGACAAUGCGAAGAUUUCUGCGCCCUCAGCUUCAUCAUCUCAUCAUCCAUGGCGUAUGUCUGCCUCGCAUCGUGAAGCACCCACAUUUCAAGGCAUGUAUUUUCCGCGGUAUGAGCGCUACGAACAUUAUCCAUCAAGUCAUACGACAUUUUUGAGCUCUCCGCCAUCAAGCAGCUCGCCUAUGUUUUCUGACAUGGCUACUUCAGCUACGACAUCAAGUGACGCAAAUGCAUCUGGUUUUUGGCACUUUCACGAUCCUUUUACGACGACGUCCCCCCUCUUUCAUGCGCCACCACCACCCAAAUCGCCCAACUUGGUUAAGCCACCUUCAUCUUCGAGAGAGUCUCGUCUUCAAGGUUUAGGGCUUGUGGUCCCGAGUAAUGAGCCUCUCACACGUCGUCGCUCAAUGUCACAUUCAUCGGCGCAUUCUUUUGAAGACCACAUGGCUGUUCAUGGGGGCCUGGACCGAUGGUUUCCCGGACUCAUGUAUGCAUUCGAACCGAUGCAUGAGUCGACAAAUCAUACCCCUUCUCUAGAUGAUCAUGUUGAGGAACCACUAGCUUCUGUGGAUGACUCCGUGGACUAUGUUGCACCACCCUCCGCUGAGCCCCACUCACCGCCUUUACGCUCAUUACAGCUUGUAUCAAAAUACUUCGGAGAUGAAGACCCUCAUGGCGAGCAAAAUGAUCCGAUUCUUUCCACUAUACCUGGUCUACCUCGCGGCUCGCCUGGUGAGAUCCAUGGUCUGGGUGUCUCGAUGUCUCCUAGGUCACCACCGCAGGACAUGCCCACGCCGCUCCCCCAAAAGCGCGGAUCUCGUUUACGUCCGCUCCACCUGGCUGAAAUGCAUAGGCUGGAAGCUCAUGUGCCUGCGGCGCAUGCGUCCAGUGGGGUAGAAGAAGAUCACGUCGCAGACGUCUCGAACUCCAUGUCGCUCAGCCGACCCAGCCAUGCUAGGCAUCAGCGUAUACCAUUUGCAAUUUUGCAUCCUCCCUCUGAGAAAGCCAUCGCUGAUCCUGACGCUGUACGCAUGUUCUGGUAUGGCUUUCUAGGGAUGCCGUGGCUUUGGCUUCUGGGUGGGUGGUGCCUUGAUGACCACGGCAUGUUGCUUUCCCCAUGGUCGCCUCCGUCAUUCGCAUCAUACCGAGCAGGGCUGCAUCCGUAUGGCCCACCGUUCGCGCUGUCAAUGCACGCACAUAACCAGUUCUUGCAGCGAUAUUCACCUUCAGCAUCUGCGACUCAUUCUAUCACACUGGAGCCGAACGUCUUUGGUCCAGAACACCGUGGUGUUCAGUUUCUAGCCCAGUACCCCCCAGACUCGGUGCGAUUGUACCAACUCCAUCAAUGGCAACACACCGAGAGUUUCGUGUUGUUGAAUCGCAUGGCUGCCGCGCUCUCCUCCUUCACAUUCUUUGCAUGUUGGGCCACUGGCGUGUGGACAGUCGUGGCCCAUUUUUGA
This is a messenger RNA of Malassezia globosa CBS 7966, 1485 nucleotides long. RefSeq lists its product as uncharacterized. The record is from RefSeq and is a predicted model, not a curated record. The coding region runs from base 1 to 1485 and encodes 494 amino acids. The transcript has a single exon. NCBI's taxonomy places the organism in Eukaryota, Fungi, Basidiomycota, Malasseziomycetes, Malasseziales, Malasseziaceae.